Molecule: messenger RNA, 4222 nt
Organism: Siniperca chuatsi (mandarin fish)
Lineage: Eukaryota; Metazoa; Chordata; Actinopteri; Centrarchiformes; Sinipercidae
Gene: lrp13a
Product: low-density lipoprotein receptor related-protein 13
Exons: 21
Coding region: 103-4176 (1357 amino acids)
Molecular function (GO): calcium ion binding; protein binding
Source: RefSeq, a predicted model, not a curated record
CAGGUGUUCAAUUAGGUUGUAUUGGCAUCACCUGGCAUCAUUAUAAAAUGCUACACUUUCUGUACUUUGCAGAAGUUGGGCUGUUUUAUUUUAUCUGUGGUGAUGGGUGGACGUUUGUUUCUUUGUGCAGUUCUGUUGCAGUUGUCAGGGCACUUGCAAGUUGUUUCAGCAGGAAGUGGUCCUUUGAAGUGUGGCCUGGGCUCUAAACUGUGCGACGAUGGCUCAGACUGUGUCUUCUACAGCCAUGUGUGUGAUGGAGAGCCUGACUGCAGGGAUGGUUCAGAUGAAGUGGACUGUGCAUCAGGAUGCAAUGAAGAUCAGUUCCAGUGUGCCCAUGGGAAGAAGUGUAUAGGCAAGGACCAGGUGUGUGAUGGUACACCUCAGUGUCAGGACCGUUCUGAUGAACUGCAGUGUUCGGAGCAAACUGAGGGCUGUGUUCACCAGUGUGACAGCAAGAGUCGCUGCUUGCCUGCAAACUUCCUGUGUGAUGGCGAGAAGGACUGUUUAGACGGCACAGACGAGGCCAACUGUGAGGACCAAGAGGAAGACGGACAUGAAAAGGAGGCUGGGACUACGCCCUCUGUUGGCUCAUCGACCACCAUCAAGUGUCCUUUGGGCUCUAAACCCUGCAAGGACAUGGCAGAGUGUGUCCUCUAUAACCACAUCUGUGAUGGAGAAGCAGACUGCAGAGAUGGCUCGGAUGAGGAAGACUGCUUACCAUGUGAAGCAGACCAGUUCCAGUGCGCCCAUGGAAAGAAGUGCAUAGAGCGGAGCCAGGUGUGUGAUGGCGUGCAUCAGUGUCAGGACCGCUCAGAUGAACAGGGAUGUGCAAAGCACAUGGACGGCUGCUCUCACCAAUGUGAUGACAAUAGCCGCUGCAUUCCUAACAGCUUCCUCUGUGACGGGGAGAGGGACUGUUGGGAUGGCAGUGACGAGGCGAACUGUGCUGAUGAGGGCUGCAGUGCCACUGAGUUUAAGUGUACCAGUGGCCAGUGUGUGUCGGCCACAAUGCGUUGCGAUGGUCACCCAGACUGCUGGGACCGCUCAGAUGAGGAGAGCUGCACCAACGCACCUGUUUGCACCACCAAACACCGCUGCCCCCAGAGCAAGGAAUGUCUGGUGCAGGUCUGGAUCUGUGAUGGAGAUCAGGACUGCAAAGAUGGCACAGAUGAGAAGGAUUGUCCUGUGGUUCCACUAAACUGUGGUGAGUUCCAGUGGCCAUGUAAAUCAAAGUCCAAGUGUAUUCCCACAUCCUGGAGGUGUGACGGCAUGAAGGACUGUGACGAUAGCAGUGACGAGACUGAAUGUGGGGUGGAGACAUGUCUCCCUAACCAGUUCCAGUGUGGCAGCCAGGAGUGCCUGGAUCCAGUCCUGGUGUGUAACGACAUUACCGACUGCGCAGACGGGUCAGACGAGGGAGGCAGCUGCCGGAUAAACUGUGCAGAUGCAGAUAACAGCCGCUGCUCUCAGAGCUGCUACAGCACGCCACAGGGAAUGCGUUGUCGCUGUGCAGCAGGGUUCAGGCUCAUGGAGGAUGGCCUAACCUGUGCUGAUAUUGAUGAGUGUGAAGGCCAGAACCCAGGGGUGUGCAGUCAGCUGUGUAUAAACACUCCAGGCUCAUACCAAUGUGACUGCCACCCAGGCUACAUAAUGGAGGCAGGUGGACACCACUGCAAGAUCACUGGUGAACCCUUCCUGUUGUCAUCAGUCCAAACAGACCUCCUCUUGUUCGGCCUGCGCAGUGGCAGCCUAGAUAUGUUGUCUUCAUCUGCCAAGAAGGCCAUCCUCUCCCUGGACUAUGACUGGAGGGAGCAGAGGGUCUUCUGGGUCAGUCUGGACACUGAUAGCAUCAGGUGGUCCUCGCUGGACCAGAAAACCACAGGAACUCUGAUUAAAGGUGUCCGGGCUGAUUCUGUAGCUGUGGACUGGCUCGGGAGGAACCUGUACUGGAUUGAUGGUGUCAACAGUCAGAUUGUUGCCAUCAGACUGGCCACCCCCACUGUGAAGUCAAUGGACCACAGUGUCAUCCUGGAUGAAGACCUGGAUCAGCCUCGCUCUCUGGCACUGCUGCCACAAAAAGGGCUGAUGUUCUGGACAGAGAUUGGUAAUGUAGUGAAGAUCGAGCGUGCUGGGAUGGAUGGGUCGGAGAGGAUGGCAGUGGUGAACUCCAGUCUGGGCUGGCCAGGCGGUGUGGCUGUGGACACCAUCUCUGACAGAGUCUACUGGACAGAUGAAAGGCUGAGGGCGAUUGGCUCUGCAACACUGGAUGGAGAUGACAUUCGGAUUCUACAGAUGAAAGAGACCACCAACCCAUUCUCCCUGGCUGUGUUCAAUGACAUGCUCUAUUGGUCUGAUGCCAAGAAGCGAGUUGUGCAAGCUGUUAAUAAAAUUUCUGGCAAAAACCGCCAAGUUCUCCUGAAAAGACCCAGACAACCUUUUGGUGUGAAGAUCAUCCACCCAUUGCUCCAGAUGGGCAUUGAGAGCCCCUGUGACAAGAUGGACUGUUCAAACAUGUGUGUGUUGGCCCCGGGACCCAAGGCUGUGUGCAAGUGUCCCUCUGGUCUCUUACUGGCUGAGGAUGGCCUGACCUGCUCCAGCCUGUUCAAUUCAGCGUUCAUACUGAUGCUGUCUCCCUCCACUGUCACCCAGAUCUACUUGCAGUCCCGACACACAGCAGCAGCACUGAAGGGCUGGCCUGAACAUGUGGCCCUGCAGGUGCCCAGCGUCAAUGAGGCAGCAAUCAUGGACUACAGCAUACGUGACCACACCCUGUUCUUGGCAGACGACGGCACAACUUCACUCAGCUCCUUCAAGCUGAAGGACUCAAACUUAUUCUCUCAGGGCCAGCGUCUAAAACUCCUGGGCGACACCAUCACUGCCAUGGCCCUGGACUGGGCAACACUUAACAUCUACUGGAGCAGCAACAAACAGCCCCGCUUGCAGGUCACCUCCUUCAAGGCUGCGCACACUGCUGUUCUCAUAAAGGAAGGUAUUGGUAGAGUGGAGUCCAUCGCCCUCCACCCUCCCAGUGGAAGAGUUUGUUUCACCAACCUGGGCCUGCAGGGUUCAGGUACCGUGGCUACUAUAGAAUGUGCCAACAUGGACGGUGCUGAGCAGAGUGUGGUGUGGAAGGAUGCUGUCCAGCCCACAUCUCUGGAAUUUUCCAGUAAUGGAGAUACAAUUUACUGGGCUGACACAGGUUUAGGGACCAUUGGCUCUGUCCAGCUUGAUGGCUCUGGAUACAGAGAGUUGAAGACUGGUGAUGGCCUGGCUGCAGUGGCUCCAACUGAUGAUACACUGCUCUGGAUGACUGUCAGUGACAAGACCAGGCUCUGGUACAGAGAUGAGCAGCAGCAAAACAAGUUGUGGUUUGAGGUCGGCACAGAAGUGGUCAGCUUAAAGGCGUUCAGCAAGUCCAGUCAGACUGGUUCAAAUCAGUGCACAGAAAACAACGGCAACUGCCAGCACUUAUGCCUCGCCACCCCAGGAGGUCGAACAUGCAAGUGUACCCAUGAUCACAUCCUUGUGAAUGCCACCCACUGCAGCCCAGAGCAGCACUGCCCAGGGGGUAGCAGGCCCUGUCUGGAUCAACUCUCAUGCCAGCCUGUUGAGAAGUUCUGUAACGGGCAUGUUGACUGCUAUGACCACUCAGAUGAGAACUGUAUCAGUCUGAAGCGGUGGUCAGGAGCCAAGGUCCCUGCUCCCACACAGCCCCGCAGCUCCUCUUUUUCUCCUUCUCGCUCACCUCUCCUUCUCUCUGAAGACACUGGUCUGAACACCACCCUGAAUGUAAGCAGUCAGCUCAGGAACCUGGACACCCAGCACUGCAGCCAGAGACGCUGCAGUGGCAACGGAGCCUGUGUGGACACCAAUGGAGAGACUGCAUGUGUGUGUUCCCUGGGCUACAGGGGUGAUUCCUGUCAAGACCAUUUCCUGAACACCAUGCAGGGUCCCAUCAUCUACAGCGCCAUGGGGCUCUGUGCAGGAGUGGUUUUCAUUGUUGUGAUGGCGGUGGUGGUUAAGAAGAGGAGUGCCAAUACAAGGAUAGUUAGCCCAGAAGCAGAGAAGGAAACGAGUAUGACUGACCUGGACAACAAAGAUAAGACCACCCCCAGUACACAAACUGCCCCAGCAGACAUGGACAAACCAGAGGAAGUGGUAUCUUCUGUGGACUGAGUGACUUUUGGGCAAGCAUGUUUUUAAAUAAACAUUUUGCAUUUUC